Messenger RNA from Aureobasidium namibiae CBS 147.97, 636 nucleotides. RefSeq names its product putative ADP-ribose pyrophosphatase. NCBI's taxonomy places the organism in Eukaryota, Fungi, Ascomycota, Dothideomycetes, Dothideales, Saccotheciaceae. The record is from RefSeq and is a predicted model, not a curated record. Gene Ontology annotation, biological process: nucleoside phosphate metabolic process; ribose phosphate metabolic process. The transcript is spliced from 4 exons. Bases 1 to 636 code for a protein of 211 amino acids. Gene Ontology annotation, cellular component: cytosol; nucleus. Gene Ontology annotation, molecular function: ADP-ribose diphosphatase activity.
AUGGCGCCUGAUCUUAGCAACUGCAGAGUGCUCAGAGAAGAGCCGCUCGAUGCCUCCGAUGCCAAAUGGACUCAGCUGAAAAAAAUUACCUAUAACAAUGCGGAGAACGCCACGAAGAUAUGGGAAUCGGCCGUGAGACCAACCCGACCAUCUAACAGCUCAAUUGAUGCUGUAGGCAUCGUCGCUAUUCUAGAGAAGCCCAGCGGCCCGGAGCUACUCUUACAGAAACAGUAUCGCCCACCUAUCGACAAGAUAUGUAUAGAAGUUCCUGCUGGCUUGGUGGAUGAAGGGGAAGAUGCCGAGACUUGCGCCCUAAGAGAGUUGCGAGAAGAGAGCGGCUACGUGGGAGAAGUGAUCAAAGGUGAUCUGGGUGUGACUCCUGUCAUGUACAAUGACCCAGGCUUCUGUAACACGAACCUGAACAUGGUCCACGUUCGUCUGGAUAUGUCAAAUUCUGACAACCAAAACCCACGACCGCAGCUCGAGGAGAACGAGUUCAUAGAAUCGUUUACGGUUCCACUGAAGACGCUCUACGCAGAGUGCAAGAAGCUCGAGGCCGAGGGAUAUGCUAUAGACGCCAGGGUGCUCACACUGGCCGAAGGUAUUGAAGUAGCUCGACAGUUCAAAAUUGUUUGA